AUGGCACAUAUACUUGGAAAAAGAGGCAAACCAUUUAGUGACAUUGAAAUAAUUAAAGAAUGCAUUGUUGAAGCAGUGAGUAUGUUAGAUCCAAGAAAUGUCAACAAAUACAAACAAUUAGCUCUUUCAAGAAGAACUGUAACAGAUCGACAGCACGAAUUAGCGCAAAAUGUAACAGAGCAACUUCAAACAAUUAUACAAAAUGAAGAUGUUUAUUUUUCAGUUGCUUUAGAUGAAAGCACUGAUAAAACAGAUUCGGCACAAGUUUUAUAUUUUAUUCGUGCUAUAACUAAAGAUUUUCAAUGUUACGAAGAACUACUUGCGUUGGGUACACUAACUGGAAGAACUCGCGGAGCCGAUAUUUUCGAAAACUUCAAAGAAGUAUGUAAUAAAUUACAAUUGAAUGUCACAAAAUCUACCAUUUUGCAAGACACUCUGGAUAGAACCAUUGCCAUUGUCAACUAUAUUCGCGUAAAUGCAAUGCGUCAUCGUGAAUUUCGGCAGAUGCUCUCUUUAGAUGAGGAAACGUAUAGUGUUGACCUACCAUACUACUGCAAGGUUCGCUGGCUAUCAACAGGUCAGGUUUUGAUAAAAGUUUUGUCUUUACGACGACAAAUUUUAAACUUUUAUCAAGAACAAGGAAAACAAUGUGAUCUAUCAGAUGAAGUAUUUCUCAAAAACCUUGCAUUUUUGUCUGAUAUGAUGACAAAACAAAACAAUUUAAAUAUUUGCCUGCCAGGUGAAACGAGGUAUAUUUAUGAAAUGUGGCAAAAGAUCCAAGCUUUUAGAAAAAAAUUAUCAUUUUUCAAAACAUUGCUUUGUCGAUCGGAAAUAUCUGCACUACACUUCCCGGAGCUAGCUAAAAUGUUAAAUGAGCAGAACUGUGAAAAUAAAAUAUUCGAUGAAUAUGUAUGUGUCUUGGAUUGUUUAAUAGAAGAGUAUACUAAAAGAUUUUCUGAUUUUGACGAGCACACUCCUGCUAUGAAACUUGCAUUUGAACCACAUUUAAUAGAUAUAUCUGAGGCUCCUGCAGAACUACAAAUGGAGUUAAUUGAUUUAGGGGAAGAUAGUAUCAUCAAAUCCCUUUUUAGCGCUAAAAAGGAUCCCAUAGAAAUCUGGAAAAAUGCUGUUGAAUAUCCAUGCCUUCGAGAACAUGCUCGCCGUUUACUUUCCUGCUUCGGAAGUACCUACUGUUGCGAGACAACAUUUUCUCUCAUGUCAAAAAUAAAAACAAAUUUAAGAACGCAAAUUACAGAUGCACAUUUGGAGGAUCAAUUAAAGCUGUGUGUUACGAAACUUGAUCCAAAUAUACAAUUACUAUCAAACAAAAAACAAAGCCAAAUAAGUCACUAA
Parasteatoda tepidariorum (common house spider) is the source of this 1353-nucleotide messenger RNA. Its product is annotated as general transcription factor II-I repeat domain-containing protein 2-like. The record is from RefSeq and is a predicted model, not a curated record. Lineage: Eukaryota; Metazoa; Arthropoda; Arachnida; Araneae; Theridiidae. Gene Ontology annotation, molecular function: protein dimerization activity.